This is a messenger RNA of Paramecium tetraurelia, 422 nucleotides long. RefSeq lists its product as uncharacterized. Gene Ontology annotation, biological process: proton transmembrane transport. Gene Ontology annotation, molecular function: proton-transporting ATPase activity, rotational mechanism. The record is from RefSeq and is a predicted model, not a curated record. The transcript has 2 exons. Gene Ontology annotation, cellular component: vacuolar proton-transporting V-type ATPase complex. Lineage: Eukaryota; Ciliophora; Oligohymenophorea; Peniculida; Parameciidae.
AUGGCUGAAGGAAGAGAGAACUGGGCUGUAGACGAAUUACUAAAAGCUGAGGAGGAAGCUAAUAAUAUUAUAAAGAUAGCUUAAAAGGAAAGAGAGAAAAAAAUCAAAGAAGCUAAAGUGGCAGCUGAUUAGGAAAUUGCUGUAUUCCGAAGAGAGGAAGAAACCAAAUAUAAUCAAGAAAUACUUAGACGUUUUGGAUCAACCAAGGAGGAAGAAGAAUUAGAAAGAAAAACAAAGGCAGAAAUUGAUAAGAUAUAUUAAGAUUAUGAAGCUAAUAAAUUGGCAGUUGUGGAUAUGUUAAUUAAAAGGGUAAUUGAAGUGAAAUUGGAAGUUCCAAGAGUCGUAAAGGGAUAAUUUGAAUAACCAUAACAAAAUUAAUGAGAUAAGAUGAUGAAUUCAUAUAAUUAUAAAUAAUGAGUGGU